AUGCGUCUCCCAGCAGAGAUUAUCAUCCUAAUUGUCAACUUCCUCAUCCCUCCCAAUCCACCCCUCGUGUUUCCUCCUAAUCAUGAGGUGACAAAGACCCUCCUUAGCUUCACCCGAGUGAGCAAGCUUACCUAUGAGACUGCCAGGGACCUCUUGGUGAAGCAUUGUCUCUACCUCGAUUCGAAGCGUUCCGCCUGGAAACUGCUCAGCCAAGGACCACCACUCCGUCCAUUUGUACCGGACAAGAGGACGACGAAUCUAAAACAAAUUCGGUUUACGCCUCUGGGGCUUUACCUAUCCCUGCCCUGGAAGGAUGCGUCGAGUUUUGAUUCGGGUGAAAAGCAGACAGAUUCAGAUGAGUCCGCCGAGUCAGGCGAGCAUUGGAUAACGCCAAAAUCCGCAUUGGUUGAGCCUCUUAUAUCUGGUCUUAGUUUUCGACUCCGACGAUUGGUAGUCGAUAUACUCCCAGAGGGGAUAGACGACAGUUUUUGGGAGGAAUUACAUGGUCUCUACAAGUCGCAUGUUAACAUGUUCCCUCUGCAAGAAUACUGCUCCAUCCAAACCAGUUUUCCCUGGAAUUACUCGGGUAUGCACGUUGAGCCUAAGCUAUGGUUCUGGAGUUUCAGGGAGAAUCUCCGCCAUCUCGCUCUCACUAAUACCAAUGUUAGCGGAAUCAACUUCUUAGUUAAUCUCAGUGGCUUGUCUCACCUCACUCAUCUGGUCUUUACUCGGCCACAUAAUCUGUUGGAUCCAUGUCCUUCUUUUCCUGGUGGGCGAAACUCCCUCCCUCGUUUGCAACGCGUCUUGAUCGUAGACACGCCAAGAGGGCACCAGCGUUAUGCGCUACAUUCAGGGCAACAUUCGGAACCGAAUUUUGUGGAUCGCCUACUGGAGAUUCAGGAUUUUCCUAGCGCAGCGUCGGGACAUGGUAAUUUGAAUACAAGAUCUUCUUUCAGUAUCCUAUCUGUGGCUGUUCCUUCCAAAGAUGAUGGCCACUUUCCUAAUGACGACUGCCAGGCUUGGGUACGCCGACAUGUGCUGGAUGGGACUUUGUGGGACUUUCCUGACCCUACGGGGCCAAGCCGUUUAGUGCUCAAGGAUAUGGUGGUCUACAAUGAUCUGGCAUGA
Aspergillus wentii DTO 134E9 is the source of this 1128-nucleotide messenger RNA. RefSeq lists its product as uncharacterized. The coding region runs from base 1 to 1128 and encodes 375 amino acids. NCBI's taxonomy places the organism in Eukaryota, Fungi, Ascomycota, Eurotiomycetes, Eurotiales, Aspergillaceae. The transcript has a single exon. The record is from RefSeq and is a predicted model, not a curated record.